CGAUUGGUCUGGCAGAAUUAAUUGAAAAUCUCUACCACUUGAUGAAAACACGUGCCGAUUUAUUAUGGCAUCAGCUAUCUUAUAGCGUAAUAAAAACAAAUGAGCUUUUACUUCGCGGCACUAUCGUGCUUAUUUCAAAAUAAUAUUUCUUGCUGGGAGAAUGGCCGGGGAUGGAUAUAUUUGCUAAAUAAUGUUUAGAUAUAACAAAGUUAUUCAAAUUGACAUCUUUCUUCUAAACGGAUAACAAAUUGCCAACAUCUGAAGUCCGAACUCUUGUCACAGGAAUGGAUUUGUAUAUUCACCUAGUUUUCUCACUGGUAUUGUUGAUACAGGCGGCAUUGGGCAUUUAUAUCCAAGAUAGAGACGACAGUACUAGUACUCUAAUAAAGAAACAAUUUUCAUUCCCUGUUAUGAGGCACUAUAUGCCACAUGGCAAACAUCUGAAAUCCAAGAGACUUUUAAGAAAGCUCGGUAAAGAUUUUAACUCUGAAUGGAUGUCUACGGAAAUACCAAAAAUAUCUAACUAUGUUCCUGAUACAUUUCCUCUUUACGGGAACAAAAUCGAAGACAGUCUGGCAAAAUUAAGAUUGGAUCAAUUGGUUAAGAUGCAUGCCGUUGAUAUGGGACUCAGCAACCAAACACAAGAAAUAAUUAAAACUUUUAUGCAACGAAUGUCCACUUGUCACACAAAUUUUGAAUGGGAAGAAUUAGGGAACUUGUUUUGGCCCCGUUAUGUGAAAUCUGGGAUAUGUGUUUCAAGCGGCUCAUGCUCCUGGCCUUCAGGAAUGCACUGCCAGGCUUCAGAAAAUAAAACUUUACGUUUGUUGCACUGGAGAUGUAUCCGGCGGAAACAGACAAAGACCAAAGUUAUCGGAAAAACCAACAAAGAUAAUAGAACAAAAGAAAUCAAAAGAAAAACACGAAGAAAUAUAAGGAGUACUAGUGGAGUAAUUGGAAAGAAGCUAAAAUGCAGAUGGAAGAAAAUACCAUAUGAAGUGACAGCUAAGUGCGGAUGCUCUUGUUAAACAAUUGGUUGACACAACAAAAGUAAAAUUGUUAUGUGCAUAUUUAAUGCGUACUACUGUACAGUCUUAAUAACAGAUCUUUGUUGUUGUUGUUUUUUAAAGGUGCCAUUUUGUUAUUAUCGCCAAUUUUGCUUGAUUGUUCCAAUUAUCUGUUCUAUUUUGUUUUAUAUAAAUAAAUUUAGAUAUGA
Mercenaria mercenaria is the source of this 1213-nucleotide messenger RNA. Its product is annotated as noggin-2-like. Gene Ontology annotation, biological process: negative regulation of BMP signaling pathway; negative regulation of cell differentiation; osteoblast differentiation. Lineage: Eukaryota; Metazoa; Mollusca; Bivalvia; Venerida; Veneridae. The record is from RefSeq and is a predicted model, not a curated record. The coding region runs from base 285 to 1025 and encodes 246 amino acids. The transcript is spliced from 2 exons.